Messenger RNA from Lottia gigantea (owl limpet), 686 nucleotides. RefSeq lists its product as hypothetical. Lineage: Eukaryota; Metazoa; Mollusca; Gastropoda; Lottiidae. The record is from RefSeq and is a predicted model, not a curated record. The annotation marks the transcript as partial. The transcript has 3 exons.
UGAUUAUUCCGGAUUGUAAAAAUGGUGGAACGUUGGUGGAAGAAAAUGGAAAAUUUAAAUGUAACUGCCCACUAAACACAUUCGGUGACGAUUGCAAUUGUCGAUUCAAGUUUACAAAUGCAACAUCUUUGUUUCCCGAUCCCUACGCAGAAAGAUUAGUGUCUGAUUCAGCGGAAUGUGAUGAAAACUGUGCUAACGAUAUCAGAUGUUCCACUUCUACCAUGACUUAUCUUAAAAAAUGUAAACUUUACGAAACACCAGUCAUCUUCGUGUCGUAUGACGAAGACCUAUGUAUUGAAAAAUGCAACGAGAUGAGUGAAUAUUGUCGAUACAAGUAUUCAAAUGUAAAAUCUUUGACGCCCCGUGCCUACGCAGAAAGAACUGUGUCUGAUUCAGCGAAAUGUGAUGAAAACUGUGCUAACGAUACCAAAUGUUCCACUUCUACCACUUGGCUUGGAACAUGUCUUCGUUACAAAACACCAAUCAUCUUCGUGUCGUUGGAUGGAAAAGAAGACCAAUGUAUUGAAAAGUGCAACGAGAUGAGUGAAUGUAAAACGAUUUGCACUCAAAACCAUACUAGGAAUUUUUCCUGUUAUUUAUUUAACGUUACCUUGGACAAGAUUCCAGAUAAUAUGAAACGACCUUACAAAGCCAAUUAUAAAGUAGCAGAGAAAAUCUGCGAUUAA